Mercenaria mercenaria is the source of this 3061-nucleotide messenger RNA. RefSeq lists its product as uncharacterized. The record is from RefSeq and is a predicted model, not a curated record. The transcript has 5 exons. NCBI's taxonomy places the organism in Eukaryota, Metazoa, Mollusca, Bivalvia, Venerida, Veneridae. Bases 727 to 2319 code for a protein of 530 amino acids.
UGACGGUGAAACUAUUCACGAUAAUAAUUAUAUUAACGUUGUAAUUAAAAUCCGCGAUAUUAUUUUUCAUUUUAUGUGUCGGCAUUCUCUUUGAUUUCGACUUCAGUGAAUAAAUAAUGACCGAAAGGUAUUUUCUAUGUUGAUUUUGAAUGAAGCAUAAAACGUUGUCACUGGUAGAUAUAUAAAGGGAACAGUUAUCAGUGCAUUGCCAUUAAUGGAUUAAAGUCUUGGAUGGGAAGCAUGUGAUUUUGAAAAGGUUAAAUCUAUAAUAGGCGGAGAAGUGCAUAUACGGAACAAAAAAUUUUGUUUUUUGAAUAUUAUCAGUUUUCUACAGAUAUAGACAAUUUUGGUAUUAUUUUACAAAUUAAUUGAAUUACUUCUUUGAAGUUAAUUUAUGUUGGUUUUGAGAUAACGGGUCGAUUGAUAGAUUGGAAAGUUGUAACGUAAUAUUUACUUUCUCUGGGUGACAGAGAGAUAGACUAAAUAGCAUACACUUGAAUUUAAUUGAAAAACAUUGUUUGUACUGUAAAAAAAACUACUAAAACAAAACAAAUCUAUACAAUUCCAUUCAUCGAAAAAGCAAUGUAACGUUAACAGAUAAGAGACAAUUUCAAUGUCUCAUUAAAACAUGUUCUCAAAGACAGUUAAAGUAAUGGUGGAAACAGUUCGUAAAAAUUCAACGCAAAGUUAAUAAAAGUGAACGUUAAUUGGAAUAGGUGAAAUAAAAUGUCUCGGACGUUAGUUUGGGGACUCUCUCUGAUGUUGUCAGAGUUUUCAAUGAUUGUAAAAGUGAAUGGGGCAGCUAUGCAAUAUAUAGAGAACAGUUCAGAACGGCAGGACUCUUUUUUUCAAUAUAGCAGUCAGGAAGAAAGAUGGGCUGAUGCCGCAUAUCGUUAUAUAAACAAUCUGGAUUGUGGAGACACACUUGAUGCUUUUUUCACAACAAAAAGAGAGUGCAAAGAAUUAGUGACUAUCCAAAGGCAUAGAAUGAACGUGUAUAUAGCGUCUCCGUCCAUAUUUGGUUAUAAGUACAAAACAUACCUCCCCGACGAACCUUUAUCAAGGUCUAACAGUCACGACGCUGUCGUCGUCGUGGACCCGUUUCCUCUUGCAAACUUUGGACAUUUAGUUAUUGUGUUCUAUGUGGAUAAUAAUAUCACUCCAAAUGAUUGUCACCAGAGGGAAGGACGAAAUUUAGGUCACAUGCAAUGUAUGACUCUAGCAUUAAGAAAAAGGUGUAAAAAUGCAUUAGAAAGACGUUUUCGACGGAGAAAUUAUGCACGAAGAUGCGAGAUAAAUUUCUUACCCGUUGUUCAGACAGAAAAUUCGGAAAAACCAACAGAAUCUUUUCCUAUAAAACGAGAAAACCAUUUAAAAUGUCGAUCAAAAUUUGCCGGUUUCGGACUUUGUCCGGCAUUGCGGAGACUUGAGGAUACAACCGAACUGAUCUGUAAUCCUAUCCGUGAUAAUACACAGCGUUGUUCAACCACUCGUGAAACUGUCCACACAAGUUGUCGGAUGUUCGAAAUAUGUGAUCAAGCUGUUAUCAUUUCUGGAGGCUGGAACCGCCAGACAACAGGAAACAGACAUCUCAGAAACGUAGAAUUAUUUUAUUGGAUGUUACGAGAAAAUGGCUUCAAGAAAAGGAACAUAAAGAUCUUCUUUGCUAACGGUGCAUCCGGUGUACAUGUUCCAGGUGAUCAUCCACACCAAGUACUUCCGGCUGCGAUGAAACUUGCCUUCCGGUAUCACAUUCAGACCAUGUGCCGUACCAUGCAAUGUGUAGAUUCUCUAGUUCUGUAUAUGAACAGCCCAACAAAAACUGACGGUACCUCACUGCUCUGGGACGUCAAUGGAGACGGAAUGGCUGACGAUGAUGAGCAAUAUACCGUAGAAGAGCUGCAAUCUGACCUCUCCUUCUGUGAGGCCCGCAAAGUACACCUGGUUAUAGAUCAAAGUUAUGCUGGAGAGAUUGCACAAGCCUUCAAAAACUCGGCCGCUCAUAAGAACGUGAUUGUGUUUGCGAGUGGGAAAGACCAUGAAUAUGCAUACAAUGACGAUUACACAAUUCACUGGGUACAGGCGAACCAUAGGCGUGACUGUUCAAGACAAGUACACGAACAUAGCACAAAUGAAAUUAAAAGUUCGUCACCAGUCAUGCGUGAGGGGGAUCAGGGAGCCAUUAAAGCUACUAUUUUUGGAGCUCCUUGUGACGUCACACCCGAAUUCACCGAUCAAGAACUUCGGGAAAACUAUCUGGGAUGCCAAAAUUUACCAACAGCGGAAUGGCUUAAAUCACUAAGUAGUAAAGGUGAUUAAAGGAAUGUUUAUAACAGCCAAAUGUGUUGGAGUGAACAUUGUUAAAUGAUAAUCUUCUUCACAGUAUAAAGUUGCAAUACUUUUAAAACGGGUGUGAUGGCAAGUCCAUGACAUUUCAAGAAUGCAUGAGGAUUUUAUGUUUUACAUGAUUAUCACGAUAUGUGAAAUUGUUUGUAAAACUUGCUUGUGUACUAGAUAAUUCUCGUGAUUUGUUUUUAUACUUAGUUGUUGAAAAGUAACAUUAUGGUCUCAGUUUUUGUAUCAUAAAAAUCCUUCAUUUUAUUCCGUUAGAAUUUGUGUAUCGUCAGUGCAUGGUAAAACGUGGGAUAGUACUGUAUUUACCUCGUUUACUUGAAAUAAAUUAUUGGGCAUAUACAUUGCCCUUUAAUUCCUGGCAAAUAUAGUGUUUAAGUGAUGCACAACAAGGACCAGACUUGAUAUUGGACAUUUCUGUGAUCAUUGACUUAACUUAUAUUAUAUAUAAGUUCAUUUUGUUGUGUAUUAUUGCCAGAGUUUAUUUGAAUCACACAUUUCAUUAUAACAGUGUUUUUUUUUGUUUAUCAUCUAACUGAUUAUGUUUUCAAUAUUGUGUUGUAUUUUUGUAUAUAUGAAAUGUUCGAAAACAAAUAAAACGAGAAAUUAUAAACCUUUUGUAACUGCAUACAUGCAAUGUCUACAGGCAGAUAAUGCUAUAGAGUUUAAAUUCAUUUGAUUAAAUGCAUCCGCGUUUCAUUUAUACCAA